Ilyonectria robusta is the source of this 894-nucleotide messenger RNA. RefSeq names its product RTA1 like protein-domain-containing protein. The transcript is spliced from 3 exons. Gene Ontology annotation, cellular component: membrane. Bases 1 to 894 code for a protein of 297 amino acids. NCBI's taxonomy places the organism in Eukaryota, Fungi, Ascomycota, Sordariomycetes, Hypocreales, Nectriaceae. The record is from RefSeq and is a predicted model, not a curated record.
AUGACGGACACAGCCCCAGGAGCUGCUUUCGACUUUAAACUGUAUCGUUACACACCUUCACUCGCGGCUGCCAUCGUCGGUGCUGUUGUUUUUGCUGUCCUUACCAUCUUGCACACAUGGCGCUUGCGGCGAGUCCGAGCUUACUACUUUAUUCCGUUCACAAUCGGCGGCCUUUUUCAAACGAUCGGUUAUUGUGGAAGGAUUUGGAGCCAUUUUGACAAACUUUCUAUUGGCGGCUUCGUCAUCCAAGCUAUCCUUAUCCUCGUCGCUCCCGCCCUGUACGCCGCCUCGAUCUAUAUGAUUCUCGGUCGCUUGAUUCGAACCGUUGGCGGAGAAAGGCUCUCUCUUAUUCCGGUGCGAUGGGUCACUCGAAUUUUCGUUGCCGGAGACGUGAUUGCCUUUGGGCUUCAAGCCGGAGGUGGUGGCAUUCAGUCCGCAGGAACCCUACAACUUUACGAGACCGGCGAGAAGGUCAUUAUCGGGGGGUUAUUCGUCCAGAUUUUUGUAUUUGGGUUUUUCGUAUUUACUUCGGUGCUCUUUCACCGUCGACUUCACCGAAACCCAACGACCGAAACAAUGCAAGGCGUCGUCCCUUGGAGGCGAUAUCUCUACAUUCUCUAUGCAUCCAGCAUGUUAAUCCUGGUUCGCAGCAUCUUUCGAGUGAUUGAGUACCUUCAAGGGAACGGCGGUUACCUCAUCUCGCACGAGAUUUUCCUCUACAUUUUCGACGCUCUGCUUAUGGCUAUUGUUAUGGGCAUGAUCUUGAUUUGGUAUGUUGGGCAUCAUCAACCUCUGAAGAAUCCCUCAAAUUCGGACCAGGAGAUGUCGUCAUGCUCAAGUGAUCGCAAGAUGGACCGGCGUGGGGAGCGUGGGGAGCGUGGGGAGCGUCGCUAG